CGCCUGGAAUGCGCUCGCCAGGCGACAGCUCUCCGGCCGCGCGGGGGGGCCCUCUAAAGACGAGCGACGGGUCAUCUCCGAAGAGGAAGCGGUCGCAUAAGAAAAGGAAAGGGGUGCUGAAAAGGUCGCGUUCCAGCCUAAAGGGGUCAGGCAAUGUGAUGACUAUGCAGGAGUUGAUGAAAGAGAUCAAGGAGAGGAAGUCGUCACAAGAGGGUGAUCUCACAAAACGUCGCAAAGCUGACAAGAGCAAGCGCAAGUCCACAGAAAAGAAGCACAAGAAAAAGAAGGAAGUGGAGAAAAAGACUGCAGAUACACAGACUUCGUUCCUUGUUUCCGAGCCAGAGACUCCGGUCGCCAUGCUGGAGAGCGGAGACCGGGGCUUCUGCGACUUUCGCUUCACCGUUGGCCUAGACAGAGUCGUGCGCGGCGCCAUGGCGCGCAACGAGUCGCUCGGACAGGACGCGCGGGGAGAAAGUCUUCCUCCUCCCAAGGCCAGCGCUGCCGACGUAAGUAAAGGAGACGUGAGUGCCAGGCUUGCGCCGCCGUUGGACGCACCCGGUCCGUCAGCAGCGCCAGCGCUGGAUAGCCCUAAGGUUGUCGCGACAACCGAAAGUAAAAAAACGCCCAACAAACCGCCGCAGAAGAAGCAGGACAAGCGAUCGCGUAAGAGAAAAGGUCGCAAGUCCGAGACAAAGCGGAAAGGCAAGCGCGCGCCCAAGAACGCGUCUUCGGUGCCGUUUCUCUUUCGGUGGCGCCCGACCGGCACACCGAGUGCAGUAGUUCACCUUACCUCGAGCACGGCGAAAGCGCGAAACGAAUUGCCCAGCUCCCAGGCGGAGCAGCUGUCGUCUCGCGUGUUUUCGUGGACCAGCAAGGCGACACGUGCCACCAGUGUCGACGACGAAUCGAAGCUGCUCGGUUCCGGCACCGAAACGCAAAUCACCGUUGCCAGCACCAAGACCGACGUCAGUCCCCUGCGCAAGGCAUCGCUGCCUACGGGGUUGGCCAAGUCCAACGUCGAUAUAUUGGGCAAAGAAGGCGGCGAUGAACCCCGCGUUGAAGGGAAGAAAGAGAUAGAGAGAGCGCUCUUGAAACAAAAGGCACGUCCACCUGCGGCGCCUCUGGAUUCAACAACGUUCACGGUCAGUUCAGUGUCACCUGAGUCACCAGUCAAGGAAACAGGUUCUCCCACCGAUGACAGCGCCGUAGCACACAUGACGGUUUGCUUCGCGGAUUUUCUCACCACGACUAAACCCGAAACGAGAAGCCUGGAAGAACCAACUCCCAUCGAGUCCAGCACUGAGGCAGAGACGACGAAUUUGUUUGCGGAAUCUGUCCCCACGACCGCCGCUGAACCAAACCUAGAUGAAACAGUCUCCCCUCCUAGCACGGGAUAUGAAAAUGGAAAGAAUGAAGAAAACUCCAGCGGAUCGCCUCCAGAUUCGCGAUCCGAAGUGGGUCGAGAGAAGGCAGGUGUGACACGAAAACAUGACGGGAAAUCUCGGAAUAGGUCGGGACGUGACAAGGACAACGAGAAGUCCGGGAAAUACAGCAGUCGCAAAGAACAGCGUUCGAAAGGAAGGCAGCUUGGAAACAUACAAUCCGAACAGAAUGGGCGAGGUAAUCCCAGUCCUGAACCAAAGGACCCUGGUAAGAACGCGAUAAAAAUGGGAAGCCCCGAAGCUAGAAGCACCAAUUUGUUAGUUCCUGAUGCAAGCGCUCCUGGCAACAGAAAUCCGGGGAACAAAAGCUUGGAAAUCGGCAGCGAUGUCAAUGAAAGUCGCGCAAGAGGCAGUUGGACGCGCAAAGGCCGGAGAAACAAGACGCAGAGCAGCCGGAACCAGGCGAGCAAGAUCCAGGGAACUAAGGAUGUGAGGGACUAUGGCCGGAAAAGCGGAAGUCCAGAAAUCAAAACACCGGAGUACAAAACGCCAGGCAACAAAAGCAACGGAAGGCAAGGUAGCGGGAGCCCCUCCACCACUAAUGACACGAGGGAAACAUCGGAAAGCGAGCAAACUAAGACACUGAAAUCUGCAAGCAGUCGAUACGUUUCUGGAACCGGACGAUGCGAUACAGAUGUGGCAACAAGCCAGCCUUCCAAAACCGGGUCUUCAGAGCCCACGAGCAAUGGCGGAACGGUGGCAGAGCCCAGCAGCGCGUCCAGAACCGACAAGUCGAAAGGGACAUCGUCCGAGCUCAAGUCCGAAGCUACGAUGUCAGCGAGCACGAGUCGGGAGAGCAAGAUGUCUGCCACUAAGUCAGACAGCCGCGCCACUUCAUCUAGCCGCCGACGUCCGUCGUCCAGGAAAAGGCGGCAGAGACGGCUCAAAACCAAACGCAGACAAGGUGGGGACACGCAUCGAAGGGGCGAGAGGCGAGAGCAGGCUGCUAGUCCCCCACGUCAAGGAGGCGCCGGAGGUGGACGCGACCGGCCAGAGGUGAAAGUUCGGAGCAUUGAUCAGAUCGCGAGAACUUACCUUGAGCGGCCGCAAGGAUAUUUGUGCUGUUUCCUUUUUGCGGGCGCUUCCUUGACGUUUCUAAUGCUUCUUGGCUUUAUGGUGCUAUACUACGCAUUGUCACACAGCCCGCCACCGCCACAACCCUUGCAGCACGGCGAAACUGAAACGAUGACUUACACGUUAUCGACGCGGCAGACUGGCUACACAUCGCUAGACCCGGAGGUGACGCGUAUAAUACAUUACUGCGACACGGCCUUCUGCUCUCAAGAAGCACGCUACCUAGAGUCGGUCGUCAGGUCGGGCCAGGGACCGUGCGUCAACUUUUACGAGCACGUCUGUGACAAGUGGCUAAGCCAGCAGAACAACCGCCUCUCGGGUGCCGAGUCACCGCCAUCGCGAGACACCGUCCUGCAGAGUUCUCUUGCGCGUCAGCUGCUCUCUUUGGUGCAGGACUCGACUGAGCCAGAUUUGCGGACCGCGGCGAAGUUGUACUCAUCCUGCGCUGUUGGCAGACGCGACAACCUGACCUCCGAGGACAAGGUGGCCCUGAAGACCAUGUUCCAACGUUGGGAAAUCCGCUCAUGGCCGCGUACUGACCGCGAAAAUCUGUCGAACAUUAGUGUCUGGCGCUUUGCUGCGGAGCUUUCUCGUGACUUAGACCUUGCGACUCUCUUUUUGGUCACGGUGGGCGUCGAUCCUAACGAUGUGGGAGCGACGAUACUGGAGUUGGACUCACUCCGGUUGCUGUUUAGUGACAAUGACAGAGAAUUCGAGCACGCGGCUGAAAUUUAUAGGACCGCCAUCCGGGAAGCCAUGACAUCGCUUAUUAACACCACGAGUACGGUAAACCUCGACGACUUCACAGACCGCCUAGUGAAUGUGUCGGGCGUCCUCAGAUCGGCCACCUUUCAAUCUGCGGCAGAGGGAGACUUCGCUGUAAUUCAUAUUAGAGAACUGGGCCAAGGCGUCCGGCACUUCAUCGAAACGCUCCUUGCCAAUGUGCCAGGUGGCGCGAUUGGCAGCUUGACGAAAGUGACCGCAAAAUCGCCGAAGUACGUCACCACCGAUCUACAGAAUGCGCUGCUCUCGAUUCCUCCUCUGGACGCACUGAACUACAUGGGGCUUCUGGUUCUAGUGCGCUUGGCGCCGUUUCUUCCCGAACGCCUUCAAGCUCUGAGGACACUGUUCGCCAAUAUUGUCAUCGGUCACGCUGUUGCCGACGUCGCAGACACGGCGCGACUAUGCCUGUGGCUGGUGGACCACUCGCUUCCUGCCUGCUUCUCCAAGGUCUCGCAAAAGUGGCUACAGCAGCAGGGGCAUCAACAAGCGCUACGGCAAUGGCUGAGCCAUCUAGAAUCCGUGUUCCUCGCGAACGUGGCGGACUUCGCCUGGAUGACCAACUUCUCGGCGAUUCUGGUCCGCUACCGCUUCAAGCGACGUCCGGUGACACAAUUCGGCGGCGGCUCCUUUCAAGACGCCUGCGCACCGGAGAUCCCGUUAAACGCGACAGCCGACCACCCGCUACGAUUCUACCUCAACGUGUCUAUGCACCGACCGGAUAGGAGGCUUCGCGGCCUGCUGACCAACAGCACCGUUCUGCGCCGGCGCGGUGGUGUCGACGCGGGAUCCGAGCUGCGCACCGAGGUCACGUUCGACCACGCUUUGCACAGGCUGCACGUUCCCGCAGCCCUGUUCAACCUCUCGGUGCCCACCAACAGCUCCUUCUUCGUCUUCCAGCUUGCCCGCGUCGCCGUCCGCUUCUACCGGGGACUGGUCCAAGCGCUCUACGAAAACCCGUUCGAGCGCGAGGUCCCGCUCAGAUUCACGGACGAGUCGCGUCGUCGGCUGAGCGACCUGGCCUCCUGCUUUGUGGCGGACGCCCAGCGCAGUCCUAGCGACUUCAGGGGCCUGUGGAGUCCGCCGCCCGCGCAGAGGAGCUGGUCUUCUGUGGGGAAGCCGCUACUGGACCAGACCUCUGCGUUGUUGUUGACCUUGAGGGCGUUGGACGAAUUUCUGCACGUGCGUCGCAUCUGGAAGGCUGACGACCGGCUCGCCGAAAUGCCCGCCGAGACGGCGCAGAAGUUGUUCUUCGUCUACCUGGCCCUGGACAACUGCGAGCCGAUCCAGACGGCCGAGGGCGGCGGCGUGCCGGCAAAGCUUCGUCUCAACCUGCCGCUGCGGCACGUACGUCAGUUUUCCGAGGCGUUCAACUGCAGCCCCCCGGAUCACAUGGCACUGGCUCCUGGAAUGUCGUGCAACGUCCUGCGGAGCGGCAGCAGCGUUCAACUUGCUCCGUUUGCCCUGCGUAGGCAGCGCGGUACUCGCCCCACGGCACGCUUCGGCCCCCUCGACGGCCCGAACGAUGGACGUCCUGCUGGUUGAAGCGACGACGCAUCGGGAACGAGACGGGCCUGUGCCCGUCUUGCCGAACAGUUCGCGGCCUUAAAGGCCUUGUAUAUAUGGUGAUUGCGCUAAACACCGCUGCCUUAGCGCGUUUGGAAGGCGGCGAGGCGAGCGCGAUUAUAGUCUGACGAUCGGAGCCCGCGGGCCAUUUGUGACCUACCAAUGUUCGGUGUAUUAUUCUUUUUUGCUUAUGCGCAUUCGUCUGCUUUGCUUUCUUAAGCGUAUGUUUGUUGCAUACGAACUCUUAUUGUGCUUUUGUAGAUAUUUCUUACUGCGUCUCUGUAAAUAUACUUCGCAAUUGCUCAUCAUCUUGUUGUCAAGUUUGUUCAAGGGCGCAGAGAAGUAGAAUCUUGCAACUAAAUUGGUUCGACGCAAUGAGCUUUCUUGACACCUCCCUUUUUCCCAUUGAAAUGAAUGUGUGGUCAGACCAGGCACGCUGUGCACAGCCAGCUAGCACCCUUUUGCUCGUAUCAACAUCGCCGCACUUAAAUUUAGUGUUUGUCACGCUCCGACUGUCCGCACUGACCUCGCUUAAUCUGUACACGUAUGUGUUUCGUUCAUAAAGUAGAA
Messenger RNA from Dermacentor silvarum, 5432 nucleotides. RefSeq lists its product as uncharacterized. Gene Ontology annotation, cellular component: plasma membrane. The record is from RefSeq and is a predicted model, not a curated record. The transcript has a single exon. Gene Ontology annotation, biological process: protein processing. The coding region runs from base 9 to 4841 and encodes 1610 amino acids. Gene Ontology annotation, molecular function: metalloendopeptidase activity. Lineage: Eukaryota; Metazoa; Arthropoda; Arachnida; Ixodida; Ixodidae.